Molecule: messenger RNA, 1086 nt
Organism: Protopterus annectens (West African lungfish)
Lineage: Eukaryota; Metazoa; Chordata; Ceratodontiformes; Protopteridae
Product: M1-specific T cell receptor beta chain-like
Exons: 5
Coding region: 1-1086 (361 amino acids)
Source: RefSeq, a predicted model, not a curated record
AUGAAGAUGUGCAGUGGGGAAUUCCUGCCAGCCUUUGCUAUGAUGCUACUCUCCCUGUAUUUACUACUUAGCUUCACAGAUGGAUUAGUUGAAAGUUGGAACACAUCGAAACAGUUUGCUUCUGAUGGUGACAAUGUCAGCAUUCCUUGUCCGUCUACUAAGAACAAUGACAUAAAUUAUCAGGCCAGAUUAUGGUACAUACAAAUAGAAGGAGGAGAUCUCCAUUUUCUUACGAACUGUUCUAAGAACGCUGGCAAAAACCAGCGCAUCAGUUGUGGGGCUUAUGGAAAGCAAUAUAUACUAAGAAUAUCACCAGUCCGUAAGAAUGAUUCUGGAACAUACUACUGCGUUUCUUCAGUUAAAGACAUUUCAGCUGAGGAUGCAGGAUACAGUCUUCAUGUCAGAGAUCCAGUUAAAUUAGUUAUACUCCAGAACCAAGAAUUCCAUUUUGCAAAAGAUAAUGACAGUGUUGAGAUUCAGUGUCGCUUUCAUGGACAACUGCCUGAAGCCGAAAGACAUCGUUACCUUUCCUGGUACAAGCAAACAAUGAAAGGGCUACUGCUGUUCAUCAGUAACUGUUCCAGUGAGCCCACCGUUCACCAACGCAUCAGCUGCAAAGUUGGCACAAAUGUUUUUUCACUGAAGAUCUCUCCAGCUCAACAGAGUGAUUCUAGAAAGUACUAUUGUGCCUCCUCAUUUCCAUACUAUCUUUCACUCGGAGUGGGAUCCUAUCUGGUAGUCGGAGACACAUUUACCACAAAGACAUCUGUGCUGAUUCUGACUCCACCUUCUGAAACUAUUAUGGCAAGACAUUCUGUACCGUUAGUAUGUCUAGUCACCGGUAUAAGAUCUGCAACAGUCCACAUUUCCUGGAAUGUUUCUGGAAGCCUGAUGGAGGGAUUGCAUUCUUCGGUGAGAGAGAACCAGGAAACCUUCAGUAUCAGGAGUCAGAUUACAAUCCCAGCUGCAGACUGGACCAGUGGAAUUCUGUGCACCUGUCAAGUACAGUUUAACUCUUCAGGAACCCCAAUUCAAAAAACAGUUUCCUUCAAGAGAGUUUACAACAUCGUGAACUACUUUAAGUAA